Molecule: messenger RNA, 6887 nt
Organism: Anolis carolinensis (green anole)
Lineage: Eukaryota; Metazoa; Chordata; Lepidosauria; Squamata; Anolidae
Product: zinc finger protein 665
Exons: 5
Coding region: 1347-4043 (898 amino acids)
Biological process (GO): regulation of DNA-templated transcription
Source: RefSeq, a predicted model, not a curated record
CCCGAAAGACAUACAACAACCUAGUGGUGACUGUUGCAUGGUUUACCAUUGCCAAUGCUUCUGUCGAGAGGUAGGAUGCCAAUUUCCUUGCCUGGCGAAGAUGAAAAGAGGCCUGCUUACUUAUGGCAGUGAUCUGGGCCUCCAUCGUCAGCGAUGAGUCCACACAACCCCAAGGCUUCUAACAGUAGCAGACGGAACCAGAACUUCCCCAUCGAAAUCAGGCAGUGACUGGGUUAACUUUGGUGGCUGGCCAGGCCAGAGUAUCUCAGUUUUCGUGGGAUUCACUUUUAGUCUACUUGAUCGCAGCCAACUCAUCACUGCUUCCAAACACAGCUUAAAGUUCUCAGGAAUCGUGGUUGUCCCAGGUUCGAGACGCAAGAGUAGCUGGGUAUCAUCUGCAUACUAGUAGCACUCUAUGCCAAAGCUCCGCACUAGUCCAGCAAGUGGUCGGACGUAGAUGUUAAAUAACAGGGGCGAAAGGAUAGCACCCUGGGGAACUCCACAGCAAAGGCAGGAGCUCUCAGAGCUUUGGCCUGACAACUCCACCCUCUGUCUCCGGUCCCAGAGAAACAAAUUGAACCAUUGAAGAGCUAAACCUCGUACUCCAGCCAUAGGAGGGCAAGUAGGCAAGGUUCUGUUGCCUCAUUUCCAACAGAACUCUGAACAAACUUCUGAGGAUUCCAACCACAGAGGCAGAAAAAAUGCAUGUCAGGAGACAAUGCUACUGUAACAUGGCCAUACAGCCCUUAAAACAAGAUCAAUACUAUUUGAGUGGGCUAUUGCCAUUAGAUGAUAAUGAUCCGAACUGUGUAAAGUUACAAGAAAUGAAAAGAUCUCUCUCUGCUCUUAUCUUCCAUAUUUUGGCAUUUUCAGUCUUUGCAACCUAAGGUUCUUCAAAAACAAACUUGUCCGCUUCAACUGCUGCUGCGGUUCUACGUGGGGGCCUCCCAAAUGUCACCGUGGUUCCUGUGUGAAACUUUAUUUAUGUAAUUCACCCCAACCAUCUACAAUGGUCAGUUCUAGCAGCCGAACUUGAUUUGAUUUUUUGUGGUUCCCUUUUGCAGCUCUAAAAGCAUUUGGGGACUAAAGUCUAGGGCCCCAGCAUAGUCCUAUACCUUAAACAGGUAUGCUGUCUAAUAACACUGAGAGUACCAUUAGUCAGUGUAUGGGAUUCUGGGAUGUUUUGGUUUCCAACUCCCAGAAGCCUCCUCUUCCUUGGCCAAGGAUUAUGGAUUGUGGGAUUAAAGUCCAAACAUCCAGGGGACCUUGGUUUGGGAACUGCUGCUUUUAAGUUAUUCAAACCCUCUCCUGUUCCUGGGGAAAUGCCUUGAAAGCAGCAUCUCCCCAUGUCUUUCAGAGGGAGGUUUUGCUCUGUGGCUUCCAAAGAGUUAAAGCAAAGGAGUGGAUUCCUAGGGGGGAAGUCAAUGGCCAAUGAUAAGCCUCCUGCACGCGAGGUCCCUCCUCUUCUGGCCAUGUGGGAAUCUUCCUGGAGGAGGAGGAGUGAGUGGGUGAGCCUUGCAAGGCUUGUGGAGGAGGAGAGAGUGUGCCUUCCCAAGAGGGAGAUGGCUCUUCUGCCCAGGCUGGAGCCUGGCUGCAAGGACACAGGGCAGGUGGGAAAGCAAGAAGCCUUAGAUCUUGAGCCAAGCAAGGACCCUCCUGCCUUUCCUGCUGGGAAUGGAGGGCAGUUCUGGGAAGGAGGCCUUGUGGGGAAGGGGCUGCGGGGAGACAGCCCACCUUCAGAGGCAGCGCCAAGCCAGAGCUUCAGGCAGUUCAACUACAAGGAGACUUUGGGGCCCCGAGAGGUUUGCAGCCGCCUCCACUCUCUCUGCCGCCUGUGGCUGAAGCCAGAGAAGCACUCCAAGGCGGAGAUGCUGGACCUGGUGCUCCUGGAGCAGUUCCUGGCCGUCCUUCCUGCAGAGAUGGAGCGCUGGGUGAGGGAAUGUGGGGCAGAGACCAGUUCCCAGGCCGUGGCUUUGGCUGAAGGAUUCCUCCUGAGUCGGGGAGAAGAGCAGACGGAGAGGGAGCAACAGGCACAGGACUUGUGUGCAGAAGUGGCCACCGCAUUAGAAAGGCCCCUCUCCACCGGCAGCCGGAUGCUGGAUUGUGCAGGACAAAGAGAACUACCCAGAUCCACAAGAGGUGAAUCAGAACCAACACAUACUCGCUUGCCUCUUCCUUUUGAUGAACGCAGCACACAUUCUAUGACACCAGAUCAGGUGACCUUCCAAGAGGUGGCUGUGUUUUUCAGUGAUGAGGAGUGGGCCCUGCUGGAUCUGGACCAAAAGGCCUUGCAUCAACAAGUCAUGAAGGAAAAUGUGGAGACUGUGUCCUCUUUAAAAACUCACAGAGAAGGGGAAUCAUCUCAAUACUGGGACUGUGGAGAGAAGAAGGACCUGGGACUCUCUGGUCAGCAAGCAACAUACGCUAAGAGGAAGCCAUUUAAGUGCUUGGAGUGCGGAAAAUGUUUCCGUGAUAAGAAAAGCACUGCUCGUCAUCAAGCAACUCAUACCAGAGAUAAAAAGUUCAAAUGCUUGGUGUGUGGAAAGGGCUUCAUUUACAAGAUAAGCCUCACCUAUCAUCAAGCUACACAUACUGGGGAGAAGCCAUUUAAAUGUUUGGAGUGCGGAAAGGGCUUCAUUCACAAGAUAAGCCUGACUCGUCAUUUAGCAAUUCAUACUGGGGAGAAGCCAUUUAAAUGCUUCGAGUGUGGAAAGGGCUUCAAUAAGAAGACAAAUCUCAUCUAUCAUCAAGCUACCCAUACUGGGGAGAAGCCAUUUAAAUGCUUGGAGUGUGGAAAGUGUUUCACUCAGAAGAUAAGCCUCACCUAUCAUCAAGCUACUCAUACUGGGGAGAAGCCAUUUAAAUGCUUGGAGUGUGGAAAGGGCUUCAUUCAGAAGAUGCAUCUGACUUAUCAUCAAGCAAUUCAUUCUGGGGAGAGACCAUUUAAAUGUUUGGAGUGUGGAAAGUCUUUUAUUUUGAAGACACAUCUCACUUCUCAUCAAACAAUUCACUUGCGGGAGAAACCCUUUAAAUGCGUGGAGUGCGGAAAGGGCUUCAUUCACAAGAUAAGCCUGACUUGUCAUUUAGCAAUUCAUACUGGGGAGAAGCCAUUUAAAUGCUUGGAGUGUGGAAAGGGCUUCAUUCACAAGAUGAGCCUGACUCGUCAUUUAGCAAUUCAUACUGGGGAGAAGCCAUUUAAAUGCUUGGAGUGUGGAAAGGGCUUCACUCAAAAGACAAAUCUCACCUAUCAUCAAGCUACUCAUACUGGGGAGAAGCCAUUUAAAUGCUUGGAGUGUGGGAAGGGCUUCACUCACAAGAUGUAUCUGACUUACCAUCAAGCUAUUCAUUCUGGGGAGAGACCAUUUAAAUGUUUGGAGUGUGGAAAGUCUUUUAUUCUGAAGGGACAUCUCACUUCUCAUCAAACAAUUCACUUGCGGGAGAAACCCUUUAAAUGUGUGGAGUGCGGAAAGGGUUUCACUCAGAAGACAAGCCUCACUUGUCACCAAACAAUUCACUUGCAGGAGAAACCCUUUAAAUGCUUGGAGUGUGGAAAGUGUUUCACUCAGAAGAAAAGCCUCACCUAUCAUCAAGCUACCCAUACUCGGGAGAAGGCAUUUGAAUGCUUGGAGUGUGGAAAGAGCUUCGUUCAGAAGAUGCAUCUGACUUACCAUCAAGCAAUUCAUUCUGGAGAGAGACCAUUUAAAUGUUUGGAGUGUGGAAAGGGCUUCAUUCACAAGAUGCAUCUGGCUAACCAUCAAGCAAUUCAUUCUGGGGAAAGACCAUUUAAAUGCUUGGAGUGUGGAAAGUCUUUUAUUCUGAAGGGACAUCUCACAUCUCAUCAAACAAUUCACUCGCGGGAGAAACCCUUUAAAUGCGUGGAGUGCGGAAAGGGUUUUAGUAAGAAGACAGGUCUCACCAAUCAUGAAGCUACUCAUGCUAAGGAAAAGCUAUUUAAAUGUUUGGAUUGUGGGAAGGGCUUCACACGGAAGGCAAGCCUCACACGACAUCAAAGAAUCCACACUGGGGAAAAAACCUUUAAAUGAUUAGAGUGCGAAAGCUCUUUUACAAAGAAAAGAUGUCUAGUUGCUCAUCAAGCAACAAACUCUGGGGAAAAACAAUUCAAAUGCUUGGACUGUGAGGAGGGCUUCGCACGGAAAGCAAAGCUCACACAACAUCAAAGAAUCCACACUGAGGAAAAACCAUUUCACUGUUUGGAGUGUGGAAGAAGUUUCAAACUGAAGCGAACCUUCUAUCUUCAUCUAGCAACACACUCGGGGGGAAGAACCCUUUAAAUGCCCGGAGUGCAGAAAGAGCUUUCGCCAGAAGAAACACCGCCCUUAUUGCCCCUUAUCCAAACCACAAGGAGACUGAGCUUCUGUACUAGAGAGAGAUGACUUUAAAAUAGUAUUUCUUUGUUUUUGCUGUUUCAGAAAUAACUGACAUUUUAAAAAAUCUUUCUUUCUGAACAAACUGGCUUCUUUUGGUGAAAUAUCCAAAAAAGAUCCAACCAGAGGAAAAGUGUUCAUACAUCAAGGGAACCAUUGAUCGCAUAGGAAAGCUGAUGAAGAAACACAAUACAGUGUUUCUUCGCGGUUCACUGCGGAUUCACUGUUUCGCAGUUUUUCAAUAAACUCUAAAAAAAACUACUAUAAAUCAUAAAUAAUAAUAAUAAUAAUAAUAAUAAUAAUAAUAAUAACUUUAUUCUUAUACCCCGCCCCAUCUCCCCAAAGGGACUCGGGGUGGCUUACAUGGGGCCUUGCCCAGACACAACAAUAUAGAAGCAGAAGCAAAACAAUAAAACAAAUUACUCAACAAUAAAACAUCAGCAUCAAUAAAAACAGUCAUAAAAGGUCAACAUACAAAAUAAAGUGUUAAAACAGGAAAUGAAUGCACGGAUCUGGGCCAAAGUGCAAAAUAUGUCAGAGUCAGGGAGAGGUAGUUACACAGCUGACAUAGUCAAUGAAGUGCUAAGUAUAAUACUGAGAAGGCAUACCAGUGGGUCUAUUGUUAAGUAGGCAGACAUCGAACCUACAAGGAUCAAUUGUCAAAGGCCUUUUGGAAAAAUUACAAUUUACAACCUAAGGAAGGGAGGAAGUAGAAGCCAAAGGGAGAGAAAAGGAGCCCAAGCGGCAAUGGGAGGAGAAGGAGGCAAUUUAUCAACACACAAUUGGUUGAUAAAAACUUAAAAUAAUGUAUAAAUAUUAAAAUAAAUAUAGCGUGUCUACUACGCAGAUUUUCACUUAUUGCAGGUGGUCCUGGAACCUAACCGCAGUGAUAAGUGAGGGAACACUGUAUAACAUCAACAGAUCCACGAAGAAAUUCCAACAAAUGCUACCUUCAGCAAAGGAAAAGAGGCAUCUUCUCACCUCUGCAGAAGUCUACCGUAUACCUUGUAGCUGUGGACAAGUCCCAGGUAGCCACAGUAAGAAGAGAUCAUGGAACAACAGACUGGUACAAGAUUGGGAAAGGAGUACAGCAGGGCUGCAUACUUUCACCCUACCUAUUCAACUUGUACGCAGAACACAUCAUGCGGCAUACGGGGCUUGACGAAUCCAAGGCCAGAGUUAAAAUUACUUGAAGAAACAUUAACAACCUUAGGUAUGCAGAUGAUACCACUCUGAUGGCCGAAAGUGAGGAGGAGCUGAGGAGCCUUAUCACCAAAGUGAAAGACGAAAGUGCAAAGGCUGGGUUGCAGUUAAACAUCAAGAAAACCAAGAUCAUGGCAACUACACCUAUUAAUAACUGGCAAAUAGAAGGAGAAAAUGUGGAUGCAGUGACAGAAUUUAUAUUUCUAACUGCGAAGAUCACUGCAGAUGCAGACUGCAGCCAGGAAGUCAGAAGACGUCUACUUCUAGGGAGGAGAGCAAUGGCCAACAGUGAUAAAAUAGUGAAGAGCAGAGACAUCACACUGACAACAAAGGUCCGGAUAGUGAAAAAAUGGUAUUCCCCAUAGUAACCUAUGAUUGCGAGAGCUGGACCAUAAGGAAGGCUGAGCGAAGGAAGAGAGAUGCUUUUGAACUUUGGUGCUGGAGGAAAAUCCUGAGAGUGCCUUGGACCACAAGAAGAACCAACCAGUCCAUCCUCCAGGAAAUAAUGCCCGACUGCUCACUGGAGGGAAGGAUACUAGAGGCAAAGAUGAAGUAUUUUGGCCACAUCAUGAGAAGAGAGGAAAGUUUGGAAAAGAUCACGAUGCUGGGGAAAAUGGAAGGAAAAAUGAAGAGAGGCCGACCAAGGGCAAGAUGGAUGGAUGGUGUAGUGAAUCUUACCUGUUAGGCUGGAAAGGGAGCCUGGAUAACAGUAGGGCAGGUCUCCAUUUUGGGAGGGAAUGCCAGAGAGGCAGACAUCUUAAGUGAGGCUGGUUGAAAAGGGGAGGAGAUUGGAGACUCCUAGGAUUUGACAGAGGAUGUUGGGAGGAGCCGUCUUAGGAGGGAAAAGAAGGAAGGGAGCUUCAGUUGGAGUUUGCGUGAGUUGGAGUUGAGAGUCGGAGUUGGAGAGUUAUUGGGAGAGAGAGGGAGUUUGGAAGUGUAGGGUAGAGAGUUGCUUGCUGUGAGCUGACAGCAAUUUGAUUUCUUGUGGGAAUUGGCACAAGGGAUUGACUCUUGGCUGGGCUAGUUAACAGGAAGAACUCUAGGAUAGAGUUAGUUAAUAAUCCAGGGGACUACCUAGUUAGAUUAGUCAAACUUGUUACUAUUUUUAGAGAUAGAGCGAGGGUUGUGUUAACCAAUAGUUAGAUUGGUCUGGUUAAAUCUGUCUGUAACUAAGUGAACUGAGCAAACAACCAAGUCAAGCCAAAGAACUUUUGUAACAAGUCACGCUUUCGUACCUCUCAGAAGUAGUUAGCUAUCUGUUUUAAAGAAAAUAAAUCUUGUUCUAUUUAACUUUCAAAA